AUGGAGAAACAGCAUGAAAUAUCGAUACACGUGGGAGGAUCAGCCACCAAGGAGCGUCCCGUAAGUGCCCGGAUCCGAUGGGCGACCGGGAGCUCGUCUCGCAACAGCCAGUGCGCGUCGCGGUUUGGCAAUGGAGCACUCAAUUGCACUCGGCCGGUUGUCAUGGCGCGCGUGGGCGUUGGACAAGGUUGGUGGAGGAGGGUCAGCGGACGACGGCGAUUCGCCGAGGAUGCUGCAGCGGACCCGAUGCAGGCAAAGUCAGAUGGCCUAGGAGGUCUAGAUGGUUGCCAACGGCGCUGA
Molecule: messenger RNA, 300 nt
Organism: Bipolaris victoriae FI3
Lineage: Eukaryota; Fungi; Ascomycota; Dothideomycetes; Pleosporales; Pleosporaceae
Exons: 2
Coding region: 1-300 (99 amino acids)
Source: RefSeq, a predicted model, not a curated record